Molecule: messenger RNA, 1197 nt
Organism: Trichoplax adhaerens
Lineage: Eukaryota; Metazoa; Placozoa; Uniplacotomia; Trichoplacea; Trichoplacidae
Exons: 4
Biological process (GO): proteolysis
Molecular function (GO): metalloendopeptidase activity
Source: RefSeq, a predicted model, not a curated record
GUAUCUUCUAUCUAUUACAUUCUAGGUAUUGCCUAUGUUUCAACUAUGUGUUUAUCUAACUCAGUUGGUGUAGUCGAGAACUCAAUGAAUUUGGAAGUUGUAGCUGCAAUUAUGGCGCAUGAAAUGGGCCAUAAUUUUGGCAUGAAUCAUGAUACGGGCAGAACCUGUUCCUGCCCUUAUAAACCAACUGGAGCUACAAUAUGUAUUAUGGCAGCGACGUUACGUUCGCCUUACCCGCAAUCAUUCUCUAGCUGUAGCGUCGCAGACUUGAAUAAAAAUUUAAAUGAAGGACUCGGAUCAUGUCUGUUUAACGCUCCUACAAAAUUAUACACAAAUCCAUGUCAGGAUCCUUGUUGCAAUGCAGCAACAUGUAAACUGCAAUCAUUUGCUGAAUGCGCCUCCGGAUCGUGCUGUGCAAAUUGUAAAUUCAAGGCUAGAUCAACGUUAUGUCGCAAUGUUACGAAUGAUUGUGAUUUACCAGAAUACUGUAGUGGAACAUCAGCAGAUUGUCCUGUUAAUGUCGUCAAGCAAUCAUCCCUUACAUGUGGUAAUAGUACCGGUUAUUGCUAUAAUGGAGCAUGCGUUACUAUCGACGCACAAUGUCAAACAUUAUGGGGUCCUACUGGAAAGAAGGCUCCUCAGCUCUGUUGGGAUAGACUCAAUGUUGCUGGAAAUAAAUAUGGCUUUUGUAAGAAAACUAGUGCUGGACAGUUUAUCGGUUGCACCGCUAGCAAUGUUCAAUGUGGUAAACUUCAUUGCGAUACACAAGCCAGUAAGCCCGCGAUCGGUAGUACCUGGAGUUCUGCAACAGCUACAUUUACUCAGGGUGGAAAGCAAACUAUUUGCAGGAGCGCUUCUGUAGACUUAGGCUCGGACAUCCCCGAUCCAGGGAUUGUAUUGGACGGAACAAAAUGUGGAGAUAAAAAAAUUUGUUUCGAUAACGAAUGCCGUGAUAUUUCUAAUGUUAUUAACGUUAAACAGUGUAACCCUGUUGAUUGCUCUAAUCACGGAAUUUGCAAUAGUAACGGAAACUGUCAUUGUGAUAAUGGUUACGCUCCACCGUCAUGUAGUCAACCAGGCAAUGGAGGUAGUAUUGAUAGUCAUGGCCAUAGCACUGUACCGACUGCAACUCCAGGUAAGAUCGUUCUUAAACAAUCUCAUGUUUAUGUUAUACUUACAGCAGUAUCAUAUAACUGA